Ochlerotatus camptorhynchus is the source of this 1560-nucleotide messenger RNA. Its product is annotated as cytochrome P450 4C1-like. The record is from RefSeq and is a predicted model, not a curated record. Gene Ontology annotation, molecular function: heme binding; oxidoreductase activity, acting on paired donors, with incorporation or reduction of molecular oxygen; iron ion binding. The transcript has 5 exons. The coding region runs from base 1 to 1560 and encodes 519 amino acids. Lineage: Eukaryota; Metazoa; Arthropoda; Insecta; Diptera; Culicidae.
AUGAUCGCGAUCACUUUCGCUCUGCUAGGAGUAUUUUUGGGGGCGAUAUACGUGUAUUUGAAAAUUAGAUUUGAAUUUGCCGCCAAGAUACCGGCCGUGGAACCGUUGGUGCCGUUCUUCGGAAAUGGUCUGGACUUUACGCAGAAGAAUACGUAUGAGAUUUUUGCCAAUUUAUCGCGAGUGUUUCAUAGCAAUAGACACGAUAGGCUCUUCAAGCUGAGUUUUGGGCCGGUUGCUGUGCUUUGUCCGACACAUCCGGAUCUGUUUCAGAAGGUGAUAAACGACUCGCACACCAUGGAGAAGCCGUACGUGUAUGAAUUUAUGCGGGUGAAUUUGGGUCUGCUGGCGGCGAAAUACGACACCUGGAAAAUUCACCGGAAGCUGCUGAAUCCGACCUUCAACACCCGCAUCCUCAACAGUUUUAUUCCGCUUUUCAACGAUUGCGUGGAAACAAUGAUCGAGCGCCUGAAACAGCAUGCUGAACCGGGAAAAGUGCUAAACAUCCUCGAGUUCACGUCGCCAUGCACCCUGGCCAUGAUCUGUCGGACGUCCCUCGGUGGUAAGGUUUUGGAACGAGAAGGAACCCAAAAGUUCGUGGAAGGACUGGAAAUAAUUCUUCACAACGUCGGCCUUCGGAUGUUCAACGUUGGCCUCCAUCCGAACAUAGUGUACCGCUUCACUCGAUUUUAUCGCGCCGAAAUGGAGUCCCGCAAGUUCUGCUACGCUUUUACCGAUAAGAUCAUUCGUGAAAAGCAGCAAGAGCUUGCCACGCUGAAGAGAAAACAGGACUCGAACAACAACGCCAAUAACGAUUCCGGCAACGACAACUUCGAGGAAGGGGAAGAUGAUCUGUUGUCGUACAAGAAACCGCAGAUCUUCAUCGACCAGCUGCUGACGAUUCCACUGCCCGAUGGAAAACCUUUCUCGCACCAGGAUAUCUCCGAUCACAUUUACACGAUGAUCGCUGCCGGAAACGAAACCUCAGCCACGCAGGCGGCCCACACCUGUCUAUUUCUGGCGAUGCACCCGGAGGUGCAGGAGAAGGCUGCCAAGGAAAUUAAGGAGUUCCUUCCAACGCCGGAGUCCAAGAUCACGCCCGAAGUCUUAAAGGAACUGGUCUACAUAGAACGGAUCAUCAAAGAGUCCCAGAGGCUGGCUCCGGUAGCAGCCGUCAUCGGGCGGAAAACGCGGGAAGAUCUGCACCUGGAUCAGUUUACCAUUCCCAAGGGUAACAUCUUCAUUCUGAACAUCUAUGCCAUGCACCGGCGGAAAGAUUACUGGGGCGAGGAUGCUGAACUCUUUAAUCCGGAUCGGUUCCUGCCGGAGAAAAGCAAGAACCGACAUCCUUUUGCUUACCUUCCGUUCAGCGCUGGCAACAGAGGCUGCAUCGGAAACCGGUACGCCAUUAUGAGCAUGAAGACUAUGAUAACGGAAAUCCUGCGAAACUUCAAGCUGUCCACCGAUCUCAAGUACGAACGCAUCGAGUUCAAGUUCAAAGUUUCCAUGCACCUGUCCGGUCCACAUCGCACCUUCAUUGAACCUCGGAAUCUCUACGGUUAA